Molecule: messenger RNA, 1824 nt
Organism: Harpegnathos saltator (Jerdon's jumping ant)
Lineage: Eukaryota; Metazoa; Arthropoda; Insecta; Hymenoptera; Formicidae
Product: probable serine/threonine-protein kinase tsuA
Exons: 4
Coding region: 1-1824 (607 amino acids)
Source: RefSeq, a predicted model, not a curated record
AUGCCAUUCGGACUUAAAAACGCGCCAGCGACGUUCCAAAGACUCAUGAACACGCAAUUUCCAGCAGAAAUGCUGGAACCAAUUAACUCAGAUCUGGCCCAAGUGGCUUUAUUUUCAAAAUUAUCUAUUAACAAAAUAGACACAUCGCGAAAUAAUGAUAACGAACAAGUAAACAUAGAACAGAUAGAACCUAACGAAAGUAGUAAUAAUAGCAACACAGAAUCAAAUGACACAAUCAAUUUAAAGGAAACGAAUGAAAUCUCUAUAGGAGAUAAGAGGGUCAAUAAAAAACAAAGAUCACGAAUAGCCCAUUACGAGGGACUUAGCAGCCCUGCCGAUAAUGCGAUAACAGAAAACAGCGGGAGUUUUUUAAGAAACAGCGGGGGCUCGGCAAAUAAUAACAAGGGCUUUUUAAAGAAUAGCGAGGGCGUUAUAAUAAAUAAUGAAAACUUUAACAGUAACAAGGAAAUAGGAAUAACAAAACCUAUCCUAACUUCGACCCGGAGAGUAAGUUUAAGAAAUAAAACAGACCCAAGCGAAGUGCGAGCAAGUGAAGUAGAAACCGCGAACCCGAGCGAUGUAUGUACACGAAGUAGGCCGAAUAAAAAUGUAAAAACACACGAUCCCGCCACGUCGCUGGAAGAAAAAUCAACGAUCGAAACUAACCAGCAAAUUUCACCAGCAGAAAGAGAGAUGGCAGAAGAUAAUAGCCAGCAGGAACUCCCAGAUAACCUGGAGGAGUUGCAACAAAUCUUGGAAGAAACAAAGAAAGAGAAGGAGCAGGCGAUAAAGGAACAAUUAAAAGAGGCAAUAAAACAAAUAAGACGCGAAACCAUGGAGAUAAAAGCCUCAAUUGAACGAAAAAGGUCGAACGAGACAUGGGAGGAGUUACCGACAGUAGAAGAAGAAAAGGAGGAACAAAAGUCACCAUCACCGCCGUGGAUUUAUACCAACCAAUCGCCAAAGAGAGACACAUAUACAAUUGACAUCAACCAACCGUCAACAAGCGGCACAUACAGAGCAUCAAGGAAAUUACAACUCACGAGAUACUCUACAAAACGAAGAUACUCUAAGAGGAGGGAAAGACCUUACUUAUUCGUCGACGAAGAAGAUAUCAGCGAAGUCGCUCAACGAUAUAAACAAGUAGCGACAAUAAUAAAAACAGAAACAACUAAAAAACAAACAGAUCCAGGAAAAGCAACCAUAAAGUGUAUUCGAAAACUUCUUCUUGUGGACAUAAGCACAGCCAAAGUCAUAUUACGCGACAUACAAACCGAUAAAUGGAAACAACGGCUGAAACAAAAAACACCACCAAUGGUCACAACAAGUUUAAAUGUUUCCCCUAAAUCGCGGGAAGAACUGAAGAACAUAACUCCACCGAUUCAAACAAAUAAUAACAAACAAAUAAAGGUAAACAUUCAACAAACGAUCCCUGUUAAUAUACAGCUAAACAAACUCAUGGAUCAACUACAAAAGAACCUAGAAGACAACAGACAGACUAAUGAAACACAAACAGAAUCAGAAGACUCCGUCAGGAUAAUUACACCUGCCAUAAAACUAAGACAACCAUCAGCUGAAACACAAAGCACAGCAGAUGCAGCAAACGAAGAAACGCAGAAAAGCCCAACAGAACGCAGAAAAACGAUGAAGAACGUACAUAAAUACAGAAAAACUAUGAGUAACGUAAGAAGACGAAAAGAGAACGAUGUGGAUGUGGUUGUGGAUGAUGUGGAUGUGGAUGCGAAUAUAGAGAAACGUAGAAAAGCGCAACAAAACGCAGAAAACGCUGGAGAACGCAGAAAAAUACAGAAAAAUAAUGGAUAA